AUGGCCAAUAUGUAUGAUGACCAAGGCGAAGGUGGUUUCCGUAGAAGGAGACCUCGACCAGUCACCGACUACGGCUCGUCCAUAAUUCAGUGGAUGAACAAUCGAAAACCAGCAUACAAAGGAAGCUAUCACUACGAGCAGGAACGACCAAGUCUGAGCUACGUGAUUGAUAUCUUACCGCCGCCAGCAAAACGAGAUGCGCCGGCAGAGUCAAUACCGGUACGACAUCUUCACACAUCACUCGGUAAAUCCAAGAAACCGGUCACUGUCGUGAGAUGGAUGCCUGAAGGGCGUCGACUCCUUGCUGGCGUCCACAACGGCGAGUUCAUGUUAUGGAAUGGCAUGUCCUUUAACUUCGAGACUGUCACGGCCAUGGGGUCUAGCUCGCUCCGAGCGGCCGAAUGGUCGAAUCGCAAAGACUGGCUCGUUGCCGCCAACGACGAAGGCACGGUGUACUAUCUACAACCGACAUUAAACAACCCGCAUCAGUUUAAGGGCCACGAUGCUCCGAUCAGGGAUAUCGCCUUCGCCCCCAGUGACACCAAAUUCGUCACUGCAUCCGACGACAAUACCUGCAAGAUAUGGGACUUCACGUCCUCCACCGAGGAAUCCAUCUUCAAAGACCACGGCUGGGAUGUCAAGGCCUGUGACUGGCACCCGACCAAAGCCCUCAUCGUCUCUGGGAGUAAAGACCACAGUGUCCGGUUAUGGGAUCCUCGCACAUCACGCAGUCUCACCACCCUGCAUGGGCAUAAGAACGCCAUCACAGCCACUGUCUUCAGCCGACUUCGCGACCAGCUCCUCGCCACAUCCGGCAGAGACGGCCAAACGCGCAUCUUCGAUCUACGCAUGAUGCGCGAUGUCGCCGUUCUUCGAGGCCACGAAAAAGGCGUGACGACAUUAUCGUGGCACCCCAUCCACCCGGGCCUCAUCAGCACCGGCGGCGACGACGGUUCGCUCCAUACCUACCUUCUCACCGAACCGAACACACCACCCGGCAUCUCUUCAACCACGACCUCACCCUACGCUUCUCCCGACCCACGCUCUGCACCCGCUCAGUCGAUCUACCCAGCACACCGCAUCCCCCACGCUCACGACUCCUCAAUCUGGUCUCUCGACUGGCACCCGCUAGGCCACAUCCUAGCCUCAGGCUCAAACGACCACUACACACGCUUCUGGUCGCGCGCGCAACCCGGGCAAACAAACUGCUUCAAGGACAAAUUCCACCUUGGUGAAGAAGGUGCCGAAGCCCAAGGCACGUGGGAUCGCAAGUUCGGCCAAAAGCAGGCCAAAGAGCUAGAAGAACAAGAAGCCGAGGACGAAGCCGAAGGCCUAGAAGAUCAGACCGUUUCGGGCUUGCAAUCUGCAGCCGCUGGUUUCUCGAUCCCGGGCCUGCCAGGGUUAAGUAUGAACGGGUCAGCACAGCCUGCGCCAUCUCUACCUGGCAUGAGCAACAUUCCUCCACCUCCACUGAACCUACUCCCAGGCCUACCGAACAACCCACAUGCAAAUCCUAACCGAAUGGCGAUGCAAAAUGCUCCGCCCAUUCCACAAAUUCCAGGUGUCGACGCAGAGUCUCUGCAGCGUUUGUUGGCUAUAUCUCAACAAGCUCCGCAAGCACAGCAACAAGCGCCUCAACCGCCUCCAGGCUUCCACCAACCGCCUCCGCCCGGCCUUGCCGGCGCACCGCCCAUUGACUUUUCCAAACUGAAUCUGCCACUCGGAUUCCCGCCGCCACCGCCGCCGCCGCCAGGUCAGCUACCACCUGGACUGCCUGGCCUGGGCAUGCAGAACCCGUCGAUGGCUGGUAUACCCGGUCUCGGUGCUCCUCCAGGCAUGUCGCUCGGUGGCGGUGACAAUGGCAACGGCGCCAACACCCCGCCCACAGAUGGCGGUAAUGCGCGUAGACGUGCACCGUUGCCAAGCCAGCGCGAUGGCUUCAUGGCAGAGCAAGCGAGAGGCAAUUUCCGUGUUGCGCGAUAG
Messenger RNA from Exophiala xenobiotica, 1983 nucleotides. RefSeq lists its product as uncharacterized. The transcript has a single exon. Gene Ontology annotation, cellular component: mRNA cleavage and polyadenylation specificity factor complex. Gene Ontology annotation, molecular function: protein binding. NCBI's taxonomy places the organism in Eukaryota, Fungi, Ascomycota, Eurotiomycetes, Chaetothyriales, Herpotrichiellaceae. The record is from RefSeq and is a predicted model, not a curated record. The coding region runs from base 1 to 1983 and encodes 660 amino acids.